Exophiala bonariae is the source of this 1338-nucleotide messenger RNA. It is a transcript of the gene TCA9, whose product is annotated as Succinate--CoA ligase [ADP-forming] subunit beta, mitochondrial. Gene Ontology annotation, molecular function: metal ion binding; ATP binding; succinate-CoA ligase (ADP-forming) activity. The transcript is spliced from 6 exons. Gene Ontology annotation, cellular component: succinate-CoA ligase complex; mitochondrion. NCBI's taxonomy places the organism in Eukaryota, Fungi, Ascomycota, Eurotiomycetes, Chaetothyriales, Herpotrichiellaceae. Bases 1 to 1338 code for a protein of 445 amino acids. The record is from RefSeq and is a predicted model, not a curated record. Gene Ontology annotation, biological process: succinyl-CoA metabolic process; tricarboxylic acid cycle.
AUGUAUAGACUGGGCAGCCGCAGCUUGGGCUCCGCCCUUAGAAGCGUCAAGAACACACCAGUACGGAGCUCGAUCCAAUUCCAGCAAACACAACGGAGGAACCUCAGCAUUCACGAAUACCUCUCCGCAAAUCUCCUAAAGCAAUACGGGAUCGGAGUGCCGGCUGGCGAGGUUGCAAAGACACCGGAAGAAGCUGAAGCGAUAGCGAAAAAGAUUGGCGGAGAUGAUAUGGUCAUAAAAGCCCAGGUGCUGGCCGGUGGCCGAGGCAAAGGAACCUUUGACAAUGGCCUGAAAGGUGGUGUCAGAGUGAUUUACUCUCCGACAGAAGCCAAGAUGUUUGCAGGUCAAAUGAUCGGUCAUAAGCUUGUCACCAAGCAAACUGGUGCUCGAGGUCGCAUCUGCAACUCGGUCUACAUCUGCGAACGCAAAUUUGCCCGCCGAGAAUUCUACCUAGCCAUCCUCAUGGACCGAUCCACCCAGAGCCCCGUCAUUGUAGCCUCAUCGCAAGGUGGAAUGGACAUUGAAACCGUGGCCAAGGAAACCCCCGAGGCGAUCAUCACCACCAACAUCGACAUCAACAAGGGUGUGACGGAUGAUAUUGCCAGACACAUUGCUACAGAACUUGGAUUCAGCGAGCAAUGUAUCGAAGAUGCAAAGAACACAAUCCAGAAGCUAUACAAGGUUUUCAUCGAGAAGGAUGCAACACAGAUUGAAAUCAACCCCUUGAGCGAGACCAGUGAUCAUCAAGUGCUGGCAAUGGAUGCCAAGCUUGGUUUCGAUGACAAUGCUGAAUUCAGACAAAAGGAGGUCUUCAGCUGGAGAGAUACUUCGCAAGAAGACGCCGAUGAAGUCAAGGCUGCCGAACACGGCCUCAAUUUCAUCAAGCUUGAUGGUGACAUUGGCUGCCUGGUCAAUGGCGCCGGUCUAGCCAUGGCGACUAUGGAUAUCAUCAAACUCACUGGUGGAUCGCCGGCCAAUUUCUUGGAUGUUGGUGGUGGUGCAACCCCGGAAGCCAUCAAAUCCGCAUUCACUCUCAUUACUAGUGACCCUAAGGUGACAGCAAUCUUUGUCAACAUUUUCGGCGGUAUCGUGCGAUGUGAUGCUAUUGCACAGGGUUUGAUCAAUGUGGUUGAGCAAAUGAACCUACGGUUGCCUAUCGUAUGCAGAUUGCAGGGCACAAAUAUGGAAAAGGCUGCUGAAUUGGUCAACAACUCAGGCCUAAAGAUCUUCUCGAUUACGGAUCUUCAAGAGGCCGCCGAGAAAGCCGUUGAUUUCUCAAAGAUUGUAAAGAUGGCUCGCCAGAUUGAUGUUGGCGUGGAGUUCUCACUUGGUAUUUAA